Molecule: messenger RNA, 882 nt
Organism: Cynara cardunculus var. scolymus (artichoke)
Lineage: Eukaryota; Viridiplantae; Streptophyta; Magnoliopsida; Asterales; Asteraceae
Exons: 1
Coding region: 1-882 (293 amino acids)
Biological process (GO): proteolysis
Molecular function (GO): zinc ion binding; aspartic-type endopeptidase activity; nucleic acid binding
Source: RefSeq, a predicted model, not a curated record
AUGAAAGCCUACCUUAAAGGGCUACCUGCUGACAUGAUGAUUAUGGUUAGGAAUUCAAGAGCAACCACCCUCAGGGAGGCAAUCGAAGAAGCCAAGGUCUUGGAAUCAGUUUAUGCUAAGAUAAGGGAAGAAAGGAUGUCGAGUGGGGAGAAGAGGAGGUGGGAAGGGCCCUACGCACCAUCCAAAAAGCCAAACCACUUUGGCAACAGCAAUCGCGGAGCUCAUCUCAAUCAAGAGACAAGAUGGUGUCCCAAGUGUCGCAGCAAACAUCACGGCCCAUGUAGCACCAAUCCUACCCCCACCAAAUGCUUUAAGUGUGGGAAAGCAGGCCACGCACGAAAUGAGUGUUCGACCAAGGGACCCAUAUGUUUUGGAUGCGGAGAGCUAGGUCACUUCAAGAGUGAUUGCCCGAAGUUGAAGGCGGGAGGGGGUCARUCAAGAAAAGAAAUUACUYCGAGAACAGCAGGCCGAGCCUUUCAGAUGACAAYGGAAGAAGCUAAAGCAUCKGCGGAUGUGGUGUCGGGUACGUUCCUUGUUAACUYCGUACCUGCACAUGUGCUUUUCGAUUCGGGUGCUUCAUGUUCUUUUGUGUCCAAUGCAUUUUAUCAACRUUUGYGSAUGCCCUCUAGUGCACUAGAAGAUGCCCUGAUCGUAGAGAUAGCGAAUGGUAGUAGAGUGCUAGUGCGUGAGGUCGUUAGGGGUUGCGUUUUGGAAAUUGAGGGAAAGGAGAUUCCGGUAGAUCUUAUACCCAUGACUAUCGGCGGUUUUGACAUCAUAAUUGGGAUGGACUGGUUAGCGAAGAACCAAGCAKAAAUCGUAUGUUCUAAGAAAUUGAUUCGAAUCCCUUUACCGGACGGGAAUGCAAUGCUGGUUUUCGGAUAG